CCCAUUCCAUUGGGAUCCAGGAGCUGCCGCUGCCGUGUGGGGACAUCGGGGACAGCGACGCCUGCUCCUGCCUCAGGUUAUGGCUGAGGGGUGCCCCAGCGCUGCCCCCCCUUGUCCCCUCCCCACGGAGGUGACGGCCACCCCCAUGGAUGUCCCUAUGGAUGUCCCUGUGGACGUCCCCAUGGUCCCUAUGGAUGUCCCCAUUGUCACCGUCACCCCCUGGACCAGCGGCAUCACCAUCACUGUCACCGCGGCACCACCGGAUGAGGAUGAUUGGGACAAUGGGGACAUCGGGGACAAUGAGGACGUGGUGACCCCACAGGACAUUGGGGACAAUGGGGACGUGGUGACCCCAAAGGACAUUCGGGACAUUGGGGAUGGGGUGACCCCAAAGGACAUUGGGGACAAUGAGGACGUGGUGACCCCAAAGGACACUGGGGACAAUGGGGACGUGGUAACUCCAAAGGACGUUGGGGACAAUGGAGAUGUGGUGACCCUAAAGGACACUGGGGGCAAUGAGAACGGGGUGACCCCAAAGGACAUUGGGGACAUUGGGGAUGUGGUGACCCCAAAGGGAAUUGGGGACAAUGGGCAUGUGGUGACCCCAAAGGGUACUGGGGACAAUGGGGAUGGGGUGACCCCAAAGGACGUUGGGGACAAUGAGGAUGGGGUGACCCCAAAGGACAUUGGGGACAAUAAGGAUGGGGUGACCCCAAAGGACAUUGGGAACAUUGGGGAUGGGGUGACCCCAGAGGGUAUUGGGGACAGUGGAGAUGUGGUGACCCCAGAGAACAUUGGGGACAAUGGGGAUGUGGUGACCCCAAAGGACGUUGGGGACAAUGGGGAUGUGGUGACCCCAAAGGACGUUGGGGACAAUGGGGAUGUGGUGACCCCAAAAGACACUGGGGACAAUGGGGAUGUGGUGACCCCAAAGGACAUUGGGGACAAUGAGGAUGUGGUGCCCCCAAAGGACGUUGGGGACAAUGAGGAUGUGGUGCCCCCAAAGGACGUUGGGGACAAUGAGGAUGUAGUGACCCCAAAGGACACUGGGGACAGGGAUGGACAUUGA
This is a messenger RNA of Pezoporus occidentalis (night parrot), 1069 nucleotides long. RefSeq names its product putative surface-exposed virulence protein BigA. The record is from RefSeq and is a predicted model, not a curated record. Bases 80 to 1069 code for a protein of 329 amino acids. Lineage: Eukaryota; Metazoa; Chordata; Aves; Psittaciformes; Psittacidae. The transcript is spliced from 3 exons.